This is a messenger RNA of Aricia agestis (brown argus), 1128 nucleotides long. RefSeq lists its product as uncharacterized. The transcript is spliced from 4 exons. Lineage: Eukaryota; Metazoa; Arthropoda; Insecta; Lepidoptera; Lycaenidae. The coding region runs from base 15 to 1124 and encodes 369 amino acids. The record is from RefSeq and is a predicted model, not a curated record.
UUAUCAUUCUUUUUAUGUCUUUUUAUAAACACGCACAUAAAUCCGAGAUGAUUGAAAGAAAAUUAAGAUUUCAGUGUAAACCGAACAUUGUACUAAGAAUGUAUUAUUUAUACCUGCUCAUGGUACCUACUGUCUUAACAUAUUCAUUUUUAAAUGAUUUAAGAGAUGUGAAAAACAGUCGUACAGAAGAUGAUAUUGCAGAUAUAUUAAAAACAAUAGGCUAUAUUUCGGAAGAUCCUGAUGCAAUGAAAAGAAUUUCCGACAAAGCACCUGAAGUAAUACGUGAUGAUGAAGCUCAUAUAUUGUCAAAAUUAUCGGAUAACGAAUUAUUGGUAUUGCUCAAUGUGCAGAACAAUAAAAACGUAAAUCUUGCAGAAUCUGAUGUAAUUCCAAUUCCAAUUAAUAAACAUAAUAGACCUGGAAAAGACCACUUUGAAGAUGUUUUAGUAAAUAAUGCAAAGAAAACCGAUGCUUUGUUUAGAUUAGAGAGUGAAGUGCUAAAACCACAACUUCAAAAUAGUGAAGCGUACAAAGCAUGGCAGAAAAUAAACAACUUGCUAUCCGAUUUUACUAUGCAACCAAAUAACAACGAAGAACAAAGCUUGAAUGACGCGGAAAGAGAAAUAUUAUUCGAUAUUUUAGUACAACAGCUUAAAUCAUUGUGUUUUAAUAAAAAAAUGAAUUUACCAAUUAAGAAACAAUACAUAAGCCCGGGUCAACAAAACAAUGAAGAAUAUAUGUUUUUAAUUCUCAGUGAAGAUAUAAAUGAAAAGGAUAACGAACUGGUUUCAUGGAAUUCCAAUAUCCUCGAAAAGAAUGCCAGUGUCGUAGUUUUAGGGCCUAUAGCUGGACCCAUAACCAAACAUCAAUUAAACAACAUCAUGAAACGUGUAACUACGGAAUUUUCUAAACCUGAAUAUCUGUCGCUAUUGCAACAUCUGUCUGAGGGGAUGAUCAAGAACAAGACUGUUAAAGACAUUCUAGUUCUUGAUGCACAAUCUAGGCGUUACAUGAAGCCUCACAGAUGCAAUCAUCGGUCGCAGCUUGCUCGUGUUUACGGUGGUCCUAAAUGGUUGCUUUGCACCGGCUAUCUGAAUUUGAAUACACCUAGUUUAUAUGAUUAGAUGA